Molecule: messenger RNA, 930 nt
Organism: Lichtheimia ornata
Lineage: Eukaryota; Fungi; Mucoromycota; Mucoromycetes; Mucorales; Lichtheimiaceae
Exons: 1
Coding region: 1-930 (309 amino acids)
Source: RefSeq, a predicted model, not a curated record
AUGGACAAGACCUUUGCUAGCUUGUUACGCAAUUCACGUUUGGCAUCAUACGAUCGAAAGCUGAAUCAGGUGUAUCGAGUAUCACAGCAUAAUCGGCAAAAGGGCAACUGGGGCUUGAAGCGCAAUCUACCCAGCGUCAUUCGUACACCGUUUGUCACCAUUUCCGACCUUGAUACAGCCGAGCAUCAGACACCGUGGCGAUCAGGAACCAGUCAAGUCAUGUUUGUACGUCGUUGGAAAGAAAACUUCCCCAACUCGAAGAAGCCUAUGCCUCGUCCUGAACACGUUGAACACAAUAUCACUCAAAUGACACCCGCCGAGUUUAAGCGAUUUGUCAAGGCAGCAGCCAAGCGUGCACCCGAAUUUAAAAAGAUGAUCGACAAUCAACAGCUUAAGCCUGAACAAGUUUAUGAGUAUUUGGGAGCAUCAUUUAGCGACAACAACCAACAAGGAGUGGUGGGACCCACGUACAGCGAACAUGAAGUGGAGAUGAAUUAUCCUGUCAAAGGUCGAUUCCUCAAUAACGAUCGUGAUGGAUAUGCAGUGGGUGUUGCAGGUGUCGUGGCCUUAUGCGUAAAGCGCAAUGUUACCAGCAUGCGAUACCAUGGUGAUCGACGAGAGCGUGAUUUUUAUGUUGAGGAAGCAUCCAUUGAUACACAGGGACGACCCCAUGUCAUUGUCAGUCCAUACAAACCAGGUGCAACAAGUGCGUUCAUAUCUGAAAUCUUGGGUGAAUCUAGCAUGGAUGAUGAGGGCCAUAUGGGUGCAGAUCGCAUGAAAGCCGAGCACAUGUGGAGCAGCAGCAGCAGCAACAACUCGCAACCAGUAAAAGAAAAUGAUAACACGCAAGAGCAUCCCAACCACAAACGACUCAUGGCGUACCUCGAGAUGGUCACAGGAAAAGAUGAUGAUGAUAAUAAUAAAAGAUGA